ACGUGUGACAUCACGGGGUGACUUCCGCUGCGGAAGCCGCUGCUGCAUGUAAACAAAGCGGAGUUAGCAGCAGCUGCUCUGAUGGACACAGACCAACCUUAAUCGGAUAGCCGGUGACUGAGGUUCGGUUUGUUCGUGUGUGUGAUGGAGCUCCGCGGUGACUGAACCGGAACCGGCAACAUGUCCAUGGAAGACCCGUUCUUCGUCGUCAAAGGUGAGGUGCAGAAGGCAGUGAAUGCAGCCCAGAGCCUCCAUCACAGAUGGCGUGAGCUGCUGCAGGAGGGGGGCGGAGCCACCAAGGAGGAAAUGGACUGGACGACCAAUGAGCUGAGGAAUAGUCUGCGCUCCAUCGAGUGGGACCUGGAGGACCUCGACGAGACCAUCAGCAUCGUUGAGUCCAACCCAAAGAAGUUCAACCUGGACGCAGCCGAGCUGUCGAAGAGGAAAGCCUUCAUCACCAGCACCAGACACACUGUUAAGGAAAUGAAAGACCAGAUGUCGAGUCCAGCUGCUGCCUCAGUAGACAGAAAGAACAAACAGGCUCUGCUCGGUGAGCGUGGUGCUCAGGGUCUGAUCUGGCAGCCUGGUCCUGAUAAGUACAGCAGACUGGACCGUCAACUGCAGAACGCCAACUCGCAGUUUAUAGAGGAGCAGCAGGCCCAGCAGCAGCUGAUGGCGGAGCAGCAGGAUGAACAGCUGGAGCUUGUGUCAGGAACAAUUGGAGUCCUGAAGAACAUGUCGGAGAGGAUCGGCAUGGAGCUGGAUGAACAGGCCGUGAUGCUGGAUGACUUCACUCAUGAGGUGGACAACACUCAGUCCAGGUUGGACAACGUCAUGAAGAAACUGGCCAAAGUGUCUCACAUGACCAGCGAUCGUCGUCAGUGGUGUGCGAUCGGAGUGUUGCUCGCAAUUCUCUUCGUUGUCAUCCUUCUCUUCUUCAUCCUGUGAUUGAUGCCUCCCCUCUGUCAGCACAGAGUACGUCUUAAAUCUGCAUCUACUGGACCCUACCGGACUCUACUGAACUCUUCUGGACCCUACCGGACUCUACUGUACUCUUCUGGACCCUACCCGACUCUACUGAACUCUUCUGGACCCUACCGGACUCUACUGAACUCUUCUGGACCCUACCAGACUCUGCUGAACUCUUCUGGACCCUGCUGAAGUCUUCUGAACUCUACUGGACUCUGAUGGCUCACUUUGUGUGAAACCAUGAAACAAAAGCAGAAACAGUUCAGUCCAGUAAAGUCCUGGUCCUGAAGCAGCUGGACUGAAGACACUUCAGACGAUACCAUUCUGGGAUUUAAAGGUUUUAAUCAAUGACCUAUGUCAUCCUAAGGGCAGGUAACACACCUGAGGGGCCAAUCAGGCUUCUGGAGAAAUAGAAGGAGACUGAAGCUUUAAUGUAGUUUAACAUCAACACAAACUUCAGAUUAGUCCCAGUUUAAUCCCAGUUUUAUUCCAGUUUCAUCCCAGUGUAACUCCAGUGUAAUCCCAGUUAAAAUCCAGUUUGAUCCCAGUUUAAUGCCAGUUUAAAUCCAGUUUAAUCCUAGUUAAAUCCCAGUUUAAUACCAGUUUAUACCCAGAUUUAUCCCAGUUCCCUGUUCAAUCCUAGUUCAACUCCAGUUCAAACCCAGUUUAAUACCAGUUUAACUUCAUCUUUUCUUUUAAUGUGCAAAAUAAAAUUAAACAAGCAAGUUUAUUGACUUUUUAAAUCUGGAAAUCAGUCUCUUUGUACCAGUUACCACUGGACCCUGCUGGACUAUACUGGACUCUAUUGGACUGUAAAGGCACUUUGGUUCUUUGAGUGUUAGACUGUUAGAGGUCAAAGGUCAAACCAGUUACAAACAUGUUAAAUGUGUUUUAAUGUUUGUUUUAUUUAAAGGGCUGAACAUCACCAGUUUAACUACAGUUUAAUCCCAGUUUUACUUCAGUUUAGUUCCAGUUUAAUCCCAGUUUCACUCCAGUUUUAUCCCAGAUUGACUUCAGUUUAACUCCAGUUUAAUUCCAGUGUAAUCCCAGUUUAACUCCAGUUAAUUCCAGUUUAACUCCAUUUUAACUCCAGUGUAAUCCCAGUUUAACUCCAGUUAACCCCAGUUUAACUCCAGUUUAAUCCCAGUGUAAUCCCAGUUUAAAGUACGGGCGAUGUAAAGUCAGAGGCGUGUUUCUGAGCAUGUUAAUGACGCGUGAACUGGGUGCGACUGCAUCAAACUGGUUUUCAUGGUUUCUGUGUUUCUGAGUCUGUGGGCGGGGCUAAAAUGAUCCCACCCACCUGACUCCUCUGUGGGCGGGGUUAAUUGUCUCAGUGAAUUAUUUGAGUCAUUAUCAUAAAUCCGCCUCCACACGAUAUAAUCACUACAGCAGGUAGCAUCACUUCUUCAGCUCAUCGUUACAUCGUUUUUCUGUCACUUGACAAACUCAGAAAACCUGGAUUUUAAAUAAACAUGAGUCUGGAUGUUAAUCCCAGUUUAACUCCAGUUUAACUUUGAUGUAAUUCAGGGUUCUGGUCGGAGUUUGUUUCUUAGGGCGGGGUUUGUUGAUUGUGGAAAAUAACACUAAACUUUAUGUUUUUGUUUACAUUUUGUGUUUGUUUGUUUUACUGACUGAAUCUUUUUGUUUUGAUGUUGUUUUCCUGAACUGUUUAUUUUACUGCUUUUAUUUUGAAGUCCUGAAUCAGCACAUUGAUCAGUGGGAACUUCCUGCUGCGGCUGCUUCACAAUAAAGGCUUUUCACCAGUGAAACUCUGGAAGGCUUUUACUGUGAAGCAGCUGCAGGAAGUGCAUCCUGAAGGUUAGCGUCCGUUUGAUCAGGUGACAGCAGCCAAUCACAUCAGAGUUAUGGUACGUGUGGCAGUGAAACGUCACGGUGAUGACACGUAUUUCCUGUUAAAGACAGUGUUCAGAACUCAUCCAAUAAAAAUCUAUAUCAGACGUUA
Molecule: messenger RNA, 2932 nt
Organism: Epinephelus moara (kelp grouper)
Lineage: Eukaryota; Metazoa; Chordata; Actinopteri; Perciformes; Serranidae
Gene: stx6
Product: syntaxin 6
Exons: 8
Coding region: 181-948 (255 amino acids)
Biological process (GO): vesicle fusion; Golgi vesicle transport; intracellular protein transport
Cellular component (GO): synaptic vesicle membrane; endomembrane system; SNARE complex
Molecular function (GO): SNAP receptor activity; SNARE binding
Source: RefSeq, a predicted model, not a curated record